AUGGCGUGUCAGCCGUUCGGUGCCGAUUCCUUCAGUUCGCUAGCUCCGGAGUUGCCGAUCCUGAUGCACCACGCGUCCACCAGUGACUGCCUGUCCACCGGCGCUCACACCCACUCCAUGGUGUCUGCAGUCUCCUCUGGACUGUCCCUGGGUCAGUCCAAACGCUCGCACAUGCACCUCUCCACCACGCCCCUGGGAAACGCACCUUCGAGCCUCCAUUACCCAGUCGCCCCCUGUCACUACGGCAACCAGCAGACCUAUGGCAUGAUGACCGCUCAGGAGAUGCUCUCGGCCAGUAUCUCUCAGACCCGGAUCCUUCAAACCUGCGGCGUCCCUCACCCAAACAUGGUCAGCACUUCAAAUCCUCUACAAGGUACAGACAAAGCAGGUAAGAAUCUGGCCAUACAGGCGUCGACGUGA
Molecule: messenger RNA, 420 nt
Organism: Knipowitschia caucasica
Lineage: Eukaryota; Metazoa; Chordata; Actinopteri; Gobiiformes; Gobiidae
Source: the annotation of a GenBank genome assembly